This is a messenger RNA of Pygocentrus nattereri (red-bellied piranha), 10276 nucleotides long. It is a transcript of the gene thsd7ab, whose product is annotated as thrombospondin type-1 domain-containing protein 7A. Gene Ontology annotation, biological process: actin cytoskeleton organization. Bases 323 to 5380 code for a protein of 1685 amino acids. The record is from RefSeq and is a predicted model, not a curated record. Gene Ontology annotation, cellular component: plasma membrane. The transcript is spliced from 29 exons. Lineage: Eukaryota; Metazoa; Chordata; Actinopteri; Characiformes; Serrasalmidae.
UAGAGAGAAGGUGAGAGAGAGAGCGAGGAGGUGCUGCAUCAGUUAGCUGCAGCAGUCCGAGGACAGCGGCGGCAGCAGCAGUUUAAACGGCGCUCCACUGCUUGUCCAUUGUCCGACUGGACAGCGCUCUGUCCGCCCACAGCAGCAGCAACCCAGCGGGGCAGGAGGUCACAGGACAGUUGGAACUACUGAUAACCUUCUGUUCUUCUCCAGGACGUGCUGACCCUCUCUCCAUCCUCGUGCGGGACCUCUGUCUUAUUUUUCUUGCCAGGCUUGCUCUCUUCUCAGGAACUGUCUGGAUUUCGGCGGCUCCUGGAGAGUCAUGGGGCUCGGGGAGAGGGGCGCAAGGACAGCGUGGCGAGAGAGCGUCCCGAGCCUAGUGUGGAGACUAGUGUUAGUGUGCUGUGGAAUCCACACUGUUCACGCUCAAACCUCAGGGGACAGCAAGUCACUCUACUUCUGGGAGACAGGUCCGUGGGGAAGGUGUAUGGGCAGCGAGUGCGGCCCAGGAGGCAGCCAGAGCCGAGCGGUUUGGUGUGCCCACGUGGAGGGCUGGACCACGCUGCCCACCAACUGCCUCCAGUCAGUACGGCCCGCCAACCAGCAGAGCUGCUUCCGCGUGUGUGACUGGCACAGGGAGCUUUAUGACUGGCGGCUGGGUGACUGGAACCGCUGCGCUCCCGUUGCACCUCGUGGUGGUGGCGGGGUUCGCUCAGGUGCCUGCCCAAGAGGUGAGGAGGGCAUCCAGACGCGAGAGGUGAGCUGUGUGUUGAAGGCUGAUGGUUCACCUGCUGACGAUGCCAUCUGCGAGUACUUUGAGCCACGGCCUCGGCUGGAGCAGGCCUGCCUGAUCCCAUGCCCAAGGGACUGCGUAGUAUCCCGCUUCAGCCCCUGGACAGCCUGCUCCAAGACGUGUGGCCUUGGCCUGCAAAACCGCAUUCGAUCUGUCCUAGCGCCGCCGAUUUUCGGCGGGCAGGCUUGCCCCAACCUGACGGAGUUCCGCACAUGCGCGCCCAGGCCUUGCGAGGGCCGCGAGAUGCUCUUCAACUUGCGUGUGGGCGGCUGGGGAGAGUGUGGACUCCCGCCGUCCCUCCCUGAGGCUUCUGAGGCCCCGAGCCUUCCUCCGGCGCAGCGAGUAGCCCGCCAGGCUCGCCGCAGGAAAAGCAAGGAGCGCAAGGGGGCCAAAGACCCUGAGACACAUGAGCUGAUCAAGAGCAAGAGGAACCGAAACAGGCUGAACCGGCAGGAGAGCAACCUGUGGAGCAUCGAAGUGGGAUACCGCGCAAGGCAGGUGGUCUGCGUCCACCGCAACGGGAGCACAGUGCCCCUGAGCCAGUGCCCCCACUGGAGCCUCCCGGACAUGCACCAGUCCUGCCUGAUGCGCAAGGACUGCGCGAUCAACGAGUGGGGACAGUGGGGUCCAUGCUCGAAAACAUGUGCAGACCCCAGCGUUCCGAUGGGCACCCGGAUCCGCACCAGACAGGUCCAGCAGCUUCCUGUGGGCGGAGGAGCAGAGUGCCCCCAGCUGGAGGACAGCCAGCCCUGCGAGCCUUUAGGAGACAGCGUCCCACCCUGUGCCACCUACACCUGGAGGACCACAGAGUGGGGCGAGUGCCGCGUGGACACGUUGCUAAGCCAACAGGACCGGCGCCGUGGCAACCAGACGGGCUUGUGCGGGGGUGGCCUCCAGACGAGGGAGGUGUACUGUGUCCAAGCCAACGCUGAGCUGCUGUCUUACCUGAGCAACAACCAGGACAAAGCAGAAGGCCAACCUCAGAGCAGCCCGAAGCCUAGCGUCCCACCCCUCCUGUCCAUCACGUUUGAAAUCACAGCUUCCCAGCCUGUGGACAGUAAGCUGUGUGUGGGGUCAGUGCCAAGUACCAGCCAGCUGUGCCACAUCUCAUGCCCCAUCGAGUGUGAGGUGUCCCCCUGGGGGGCCUGGGGACCAUGCACCUUUGAGAACUGCAAUGACCAGUCAGUGAAGAAAGGUUUCAAGUUCCGAAGGCGAAAGAUCACAAACUACCCAACAGGCGGAGAAGGAGACUGCCCCCAUCUGGUGGAGGCCAUACCCUGUGAGGAACCUAGCUGCUUCGACUGGCAGCUGCUCAAACUGGGGCAGUGCGUCCCUGAUGAGGACAUGGACUGUGGUCCAGGAACGCAGCUUCCACAGGCGCGCUGCCUCAACAGCGACGGUAAGGAGGUGAAUAAAGAGCUGUGUGCUGAUGCAGUCUUCCCACCCUCCGUGCCCUGCGUGGUUCCGUGCCCUAAAGACUGUGUCCUCAGCCCCUGGACGCCCUGGUCCACCUGCUCCCAAACCUGCUCCAGCAAAACGGCUGAGGGCAAGCAGAUGAGGACGAGAGCCAUCCUGGCCUACAACGCUGGGGAAGGAGGCACCAUUUGUCCAAACACAAGUGCACUGCAGGAAAUGAGGAACUGUAACGAACACGCCUGCAUCGUGUACCACUGGCAGACCGGUCCGUGGGGGCCGUGUACGGAGGACACUUCGGUCACCACACUCAACUCCACCACCACUGGCUCCAAAAUCACUCCCUCUGGACCAGACAAGCCGUCCUGCGCCAUGGGCAUGCAGACCCGCAAGGUCAUCUGCGUCAAAGUCAACGUGGGUCAGGUCCCGCCAAAAAAAUGUCCGGAUGGUCCUCGGCCAGCGUCAGUAAGGCCAUGCGUACUGCCCUGUAAGAAGGACUGCAUAGUGACACCAUUCAGUGAAUGGAUGGCCUGUCCUACAUCCUGCGAACCAGGUGUGUCUUUAGUCGCCAGCGGCCAGAAGAGCAAGCAGUCCCGUUUCCGUGUGAUCAUCCAGAAGCCAGCCAACGGCGGACUGGACUGUCCCGAGGUGCUCUAUGAAGAGAAGGACUGCGUGAGCCCCCGUCCAGACUCAGCCUGUCUGGUUUACAGGUGGAAGACUCACAAGUGGCGCCGGUGUCAGCUGGUUCCGUGGAGCAUCCGGCAGCAGAGCAUGGGAGCUCAGGAGGGAUGUGGAGCAGGGCUCCAGACCAGAGCGGUCUCAUGUCGGCAGCUGGACGGGUCAGUAACAGACAUAGGCCAGUGUCUGAAGUUUGCCAGCUCCAUGCCUGCUAUAAACCAGCCGUGCCAGUUGCCGUGCCGAGACGACUGCCAGCUCACCAACUGGUCCAAAUUCUCACCCUGCACGGCCGACUGCGUGGGGGUCCGCACUCGAAGGAGGGCUCUAGUGGGAAAGAGCAAGAAGAGGGAUAAGUGUAAGAACAGUCAGAUGUAUCCGCUGAGUGAGACGCAGUACUGCCCCUGCAACAAGUACAACGCCCAGCCCGUGGGCAACUGGUCCGACUGCAUCCUGCCUGACGGCCGACUGGAGAGUGCUCUGGCCAUGCGGGUGCAGGGAGAUGGUCGGGAGUGCGGCCAGGGCUACCGAUACCAAGCCAUGGCAUGCUAUGACCAGGACAACAGGCUAGUGGAGACCUCACGCUGCAACAGCCACGGGUACAUUGAGGAGGCCUGCAUCAUCCCUUGUCCAUCUGACUGCAAGCUCAGCGAGUGGUCCAACUGGUCACGCUGCAGCAAGUCCUGCGGCAGUGGGGUUAAAGUGCGCUCCAAAUGGCUCAGAGAGAAACCCUACAACGGUGGGAGACCCUGCCCUAAACUGGACCACAUCAAUCAGGCUCAGGUGUACGAGGUGGUCCCAUGUGUGAGCGAUUGCAGUCAGUACGUCUGGGUGGCCGAGCCUUGGAGCAUGUGGAAGGUCAGCAAUGUGGACCUGAAGGAAAACUGCGGCGAAGGAGUGCAGACGAGGAAAGUCAGGUGUAUGCUGAACACGGUGGACGGCCCCACUGAUGCUGUGGAGGACUACUUAUGUGACCCAGAGGAGAUGCCUGCAGGGACCCGGGAAAGCAGGCUGCCUUGCCCGGAGGACUGCGUCCUAUCUGACUGGAGUCCCUGGACACCCUGUGAGCUGCCCUGUAGCGGUCGAGGCGAUCGGCAGAGGACGGCCUACGCCCUGCGGCUGCCCAAAGAGGGGAGAGAGUGCCCCAAAAGCAUGGAGACUGAGCCCUGUCUGCUCAACAGGAACUGCUACCACUACAGCUACAACAUCACAGAUUGGAGCACAUGUCAGUUAAGUGCCAACGCCGUGUGUGGAAUCGGCCGGAAGACUCGCAUGUUAGACUGCGUGAGAAGUGACGGCAAAUCUGUGGACCUGAAGUUCUGCGAAGAGCUGGGCUUGGAGAGAAAGUGGCAGAUGAAUGCUUCCUGUACUGUGGAAUGCCCAGUGAACUGCCAGCUCUCGGAGUGGUCAGCAUGGACAGAGUGCUCCCAGACCUGCGGCCUGGAAGGGAGGAUGUCUCGCAGGCGGUCAGUAGUGCAGGCAUCUCGGGGUGAUGGCCGGCCAUGUCCGGCUCAGAUGGAACAGUGGAAGCCCUGUCCAGUCCGGCCCUGCUACCGCUGGAACUACAGCCAAUGGUCCGAGUGCAGAGUAGAGGACGUGGUGUGUGGUGAAGGCCGGCGCUUUAGGAAUCUGUCCUGUUUCGUGUCGGACGGCUCCAGAGAUGUUCCAGGCAGUCUGGUGGAGGAGGAGCUGUGUGCUGGACUGGAAGCUGCUGUGGACGGAGAUAAAAACAUUAUUCUGGAAGAGGCCUGUACUUUACCAUGUCCAGGUGACUGCUAUCUGAUGGAAUGGUCAGACUGGAGCCCAUGCCAGAGCGUGUGUGUGAAGGGUCAACGGCUGGACUUCAGCGCAGUGCAGGUCCGCUCCCGUGCUGUUGUUGCACAGGAGCCUGAAAACAUCGCCCAGUGUCCGGAACAGGAGUGGCAGUCCCGCCCCUGUCCUGACGGCGAGUGCUUUGAGUAUAAAUGGGUGAGCACUACUCGUCUGGUCUGGUGUGAGCGCUCAGACGGAACAAACGUCACAGGUGGCUGCCCUCCCACAAGCCUGCCUGGAGUGGAGGGGUCAUGUGACCCCCCUUGUGACAAGCCACGUUCAUUCUGCUCGGAGGAAAGUCUGUGUAUGUGUGAGGAGGGCUACACUGAGGUAGUGUCUCCGGAGGGCCUGCUGGAACAGUGUGCUGAGAUUCCCGUGCUGGAGAUCCCCACAGCAGGAGACAGGAACGCUGACGUAAAGACCAGCCGUGCUGUGGACCCCACCGCCCCCACUACAGAGCAGCCAGGAAGGCCUGGACGCACCUGGUACCUUCAGCCCUUCGGACCUGAUGGCAAACUGAAGACGUGGGUGUACGGCGUAGCUGCAGGCGUGUUUGUGCUUCUGGUCUUUAUAGUGUCUAUGAUCUACUUAGCAUGCAAAAAGCCAAAGAAACCACAGCGAAGACAAAACAAUAACAACAGGCUGAAGCCUCUGACUCUGGCCUAUGACGGCGAUGCUGACAUGUAGCCCUGCUUGGGCAGAAAAUGCCAUACUUCACACACUUUAGCCACAUCAUAAACACACACGUUCAUGCUUGGUCGCGUCAGCAACGCCUAACGUUUCAUCUCAGAUACAGAACCCUCAUCCGCCUGAACAGCUGAACCUACGUUUUCUUUUCCAGCAGAGCCUUCAAAACUCCCACACACAACGGGAGGACACCUUUUUACGUUAUUCGUACUUUAUUUUCAGCGUUGGCUGAAAAGGUCCGUCCCCCUCCGGCCUGAUCAGCACAGUGAUGGUGUUUUUCCCAUUUUCCUGCAGUUUCUCUGGAGUUUUUGGGGUUUUUUUUUUUGGAGGCCAGAGGAAUAAAUACAAAAAGCCAAAACAUUACAAAAAAAGAAGAUGCAAAAGUAAAAAAAAAAUAUAAAAAAUCAAUGAACGGACUUCAUGUGUUGCAGAUCUAAUAGACUUCUGACUUUUUUCUUUAGCAAACUCCUGGGCAGCAGCCUUUCUAUGGAAGGUGAAAAAAACAUAGAGGAACACAAUCGCUCUCCUGGAAGUACUGCCUCUUCUCUUCUCUUCGUUCCAGGCACUAUUGCACUAUAUUAGUGCAGCAUGAUAUGCACUUAAGUCAGGGUUUGCCACUGAACUUCGGCAGGUUGUAAUACAAAAGGAAAAAUUGUAAGAGAAAAAAAGAAGUGAAGGUAUUUGACAGUAAAUGUCACACGUGGGCACAGUUGGAACUUUCUUUGAGAGCCGAAGAUUCAUUUCCUUUGCUUGACAUCUUUUUUCUCUGUUCGUUUCAGUCACUUGUGCAUUGUAUAGGUCGUCUGAUGUGUCUUUUUUUCUGCUCAUCACAGUUUGGACAUGUAGUUGCUACUACACUCUUAAAUAUAAAGGUUCCUAAAUGGUUCUUGGUCUGGACGUAUCGGGGCAGAUCCAAUAACGUUUUAGCCUUUUGGAUUUAAAAAGUGGCUGUUGUGACUUAAUAUAUAGGUACGGUGCCGUUUCAGUGCCCACAACAGGACAAAACAUGCUUUUUUCCUCAUUGCGUAGGUAUUUAUAGGCUCGUGAUGCUCAAAAUACUGGGAGGAGAUUAUUAUAAUGAAGUAUGUACUCCAGUUUAACAAGGCUGACAGUAAAUACUGGCUUGAUUAUUAUGCAUUCUGUGUAAAAUUGUCAAAUUUCCCACAAUAUCUGCACAAUGCAAUCAAGGAGAGACUUCUAGAGUAACUUGGAUUUUCUUUACAGUGGUGGUCCUAAUCUGGGGCCAUAUUACAGAAACUUCCCAUCUUUUUGUCUUAAGUUAAGCUCUGACAGGUCAAGAUGAGAUUUUUCACAAAUUCGUAUUACAGAAGAAAGUCUUAAUUUAGGAAUCUUAUCUUACAGCAUCUUAUCUGAGGUUAAGAAAUCUUAUUAAUCUUAAGAAAACUUAUUCAAUCGAAGUCUACAAUUAACUGUCAUGUCUGUUACCUAGCAAGUGACGAUAUGCGCACAGCUAAACAAAACUAAAGCACACUAAACUGAAAGUUAAGAAUAUUGUGUCAGCGCUUCGUGCUGUUUAUCAGAGCAUCGCUGUUCUUCGUUUUCAGUUUCAGUUUCAUUUCCCAAAUGCUUUAUCCGAGCGCACUAAUGUUAUUCCUCCUAAUAAACAGACACAAAUUCAGCUCGGACUCAUUAUUCACCACCUUCACACUAAUAUUUUAGCUGAGGAGUUUUCAUCAAUAUUAAUACAAAAAGGUAAUAAGAGGGGAUGGUGGAGAUCGUCUCUGCAGCAUCUGGGGCUUUUAAAAUGCUGUUAGAAAAAAAAGUAAAAGCACCGUUAUGGUAGCGUCAUUAUGCCAGUUAUAGUGAACUGUGCUGCCUUUCACUGCAUAAAACAAUAGAAACAGACAGUUAAAAAAAAGUUAAGACAGCUAGGGGUUUGUCAAAGUUUAAUUUAAGUUAAAUUUUGGAAAUUUAGUCUAGCUGGGAUGUUAAGAUUAUGACCUUAAAAACUGUUAUCCUAUGGUAGCUUCUGCCAUUAAUUCAGUACUAAAAGAAGUUGUCAUGGUGAAUAAAUAGGUAAGAUUUUAGACUUUUAGACUAGAAAUUUCUGUAAUAUGGCCUCUGGAGUCACAAUGUCUACCACAAAUAUAGCUAAUUAUCCAAAACCCCAAGUGAACUUACGUCUUCUGAGUUUUUAUACAUCAGGAGCAGAAAGGUCACAAAUAUGAAAAAUACAUGUUUUCUUUAAGGCCUAUUUUGCCUUACAGUGCUCUGCAUUUAUGGAUUUAAAAAAUUUCAUUUUAGUCCAAAAUCUCAUCUUGAAAUGAUCAGUAAAAUGACUCUGGCGUCAGGCAGCAUGGUUUACGUAGUAUAUGGGUCAGCAACAGACUGCUGUGGAGUUGCCCUGUUGCGGAUCCUCUCUCUAUAUGAAGUGUAGCGUUCUAAUAUGGUUUUAACAAAAAUGGUCUUAAAUGCUAGAGUUCAUGCAGAAACGGUCUUACACGCUGCUAAUUCACUGACCUUUAACCCUGAAAGUUGGCGUGCAGACCGCUGCUCAUGAAAAGGUAAAGAAGAGACGAUAGGCUUGUGUGCACUUAUAAGCACAGCUGGUUUCCUGAUACGUUUAGUCUGCAACAAGAAACUGUCAAACACUAAAAAGUUGCAGCACCAAAGUCAACUUCUCAUUCCCCAGCUUCGAAAUUCGCCGAAUUUUCCCGUUUCACCUUAAACGGUCCAUGACAUGCCAGAGUGUAACUGCUGCACCUGUUAAAGUGGAACAGGAAAAUUCGAACAAUAAGAUAAAUGAGAAUCUGACUUCAAUGUUGAGAGACAUUUUACAAGAAACUGACCUACUUUUGCAGAAAAGUUUCCUGCCAGAGAUGUGAGAAAGGAGCUAAAGCUUAUAGCAGAGCUAAGUAAGCCUGUGUUUUUGUUUAGUGUGUUAGCAAUACUGAGGCAUAUUUACAGCCAAGAUGGUAAAAUGGACAUAAGUUGUGGCUCCCAAGGUGCUAUGUCAAAAUGAUUGCUCACAAAAUUCUUAUCUUGAAAUAAUUACACUUUAUCUAAGAGUAGUUAUGGUCAAAAUCAAUAGAAAAAAGUGGUUAUUUUUAGAAGAGAAGUGAAACUUUUGAGAUAAGUAAAAGUAUGGACAUGCUGCUAGAAAGAGAGGGAAAAAAAACAAUUACAAUGAUUUAUAUUAUUAUUAUUAUAAAACUAUUAUCUUCUACUUAAUGAUAAAUUGGCUUUCAUACAAAAAGCAUGUGAGCCAGACACCUGGCUAUAUUGUGCUGCUUAUAUGUUUUAUUGCACAGUUGCACUUGUGUUCAUUUUAAUAAGGUUCUUAGUAGAUAAGCUGCUAAAUUGGCCGUCCCAUCCAAUGCAAACUGAUAAUCAGUAAUUAGUACCUCUUUUAGUAAAUCUACCCCUCAGUUCCAGAAAAAUGGGCAUAGAACCUUUACAUGACACGGAGGUUCUGUCAACUUUAAAGAGGUUGUUCAAACUCAAUAUUUCAGUGCACUGUAAAUGGUAAUAGUACACUUUACUACAAAGUUGUAAGCAAGUUUACUUAUUUCAGUAGAAAUUGACAUUUUACUCAAAUUAAAAAGUCCCUCAAAGGAGAAAUUUGUAGACCUGAAAAUAUUUUGUUGAACUGGUUUCCCAGCUUUAUUUAAGUAAACUGGUGUUAUAGUAUACAGUGUGGUUCUUUAAACAGCCAUUUGUUGAAAGGAUCUUUAGGGAACCAGAAGUGGUUCUUCUAUGCCAGCACUCCAAAGAACCCUUUUUGGCACCUUUAUUUUUAAGUUUCCAUUUUGAGCUUUUCUAAGAUUAUUUGUUGAGAUGCACUUGUGAGGAGAAAAAAAAAUAAACAAAAGAAAAGCUUGUGACAGGCUGAUAUUUUGUGGAAGGCCCCGUGUGUUGUAUAUGGGUUGUACUUACAUUUGUUUCAUGUGAAGACCAGCAGUUUCUGCCUUAUUGAACAAAAAAUAUGGAAAACAUACAAAUAUUUCUUGCUUUUAAUUAUAAUUCAGUUGGUUAUAAUUACUAUGAAUUAUAAUUGCCAAUUCCUAACAGAACAGUACAGGUGUAAUGCAGAUGAGGAGUAUUAGUAGCUGUAUUUGGCCUGAUUUAAAUACAUUUUAACAUUUUUAAAAUAUCAACAUGGCUUCCCAAAGUUAUUAAUUAUUAUAUUAUUAUUAUAUUAUAGUCAUUAUGAGUACAAUCAUGACAAAAUCAACAAAGAUUAGAAUAAAAAGUCUUUUUAUGGCUACAGUUGAUGAAACCGUAGUUAUAUUUUAUGUAAAUUGUAUGCAGAUUGCACCUACUUGCUAAAUUAAUGUUAAAAAAUGAAUUGGACAUUGCAUAAAAAAAGUAAUUUGCUAUGUAAUGACUAUCAUUAAGGAGCCAUUUCAAUGGGAACGUAAUAUAAAACACAGCUAUAUGUAUUAAAUAUGUAAAUCCUGGAGAUAAUUUAGAAUAUUUUUGUUCCAGUUUUGAUUUUAUUUAUUAUCCCAGUUGCAGAAGCUGCUCAACAUUCGCUGAAGUCCAUUCGACACAUUUGCAGCUGGUGAAAUGAAUGUUUACUUUUCAUUAGUUUGUUGUAUUUUUUAUUUAUUUAUUUAUUUGGAUAUUCAUGAAAGUGUGUACAUUUCAUUUUUUAUUGCACAAUGAUGUUUGGUAAAAAUUUAGUAAAGAAAAAAAGUAUUGCUGAUCUUUGUUCACUUUGUGAAAUUCAUGUUGUAAGUAAGAAAAAUCGAACAAGGUUUAGUGCUUUUUUUUGUACAGGUUGUUUAUGUAUCUGGUAAAUUACAGAUAAUAAAUGACAAGAUACUGGUGUGUGAGAGCUGCGUACUGUCUUCGUUCAGCAAAAUGAAGACAUGAUCAUGUAACUGGAUGACUCAAAUAGUUGAAUGGACUAAUAAAAACGUUCCAAAAUUA